CCAUCAGGUAACGAGAUGCUGAUCCCAAGGCUGAUGGAGUCCAUUGUGACUGAGCCUGAUGAUGACCUCCACUCUUCCGCUACAGAUUUUUGGAGGUUUCCAUUGAGAUGGUGGUACAUAAAUAUAGGCCCAAAAGAAGAGGGGGGACACACUUGCACUAGAAGCUUUACCUCCAACAGACACGGCAAGCCUCCAGCGUUUCGCUGCACUCCUCACCUCCGUUUCUCCAUCAUGCACCAGCUACAGAUUCUAGGACUCCUGAGCAUUUUUCUGCUGGUCUUGAACCCUAGCCAGUGCAGUCCGAUCAUGGAACAGUGUGUGGAGCACACCGACUGCUCCUCCACGCUGAAAGAGUACCACGCACAGCUCCUCAACCUGCCCAGCAGGAUCAACGAGCGCAGCGUCGCUGCAUGGAGCUACGAGCAGAACUUCGACCUGGACCGUGUGCCACAGAUCGUCUAUGAAGCAAACUGCCUGAACAGUCAUUCCUGUAAGGGGGUCGACAGCUCUUUCAGUCUGGAGAGCAUACCCAUUGCAAUCAAAAUGCCAUUUCUUAGAAAAAACCCAAGAUGCCCAACUUAUGCACUGGAAUUCAAGGAUGUCAACAUCGCCUGUAUAUGUGCUACAUCCAGACAGAAUUAGCACUGGGUCUAACAAAUUAAUGCACUGGAUUCAAUUUUAAUUAUUAAAUCUAAUGUCAACCACAAAGAAAUCUACUGAAUAGAUGUUGCUUAUCAUCCUUAACAAACAACAACACAAUGUACACGCUGCAAUAUAGAUGCCUUGAGUUGCAAAGCAAAUGCUUGUAAAUGUGAUUAAAUAAACUAGUUUUGUAACAAAAA
Messenger RNA from Carassius carassius (crucian carp), 842 nucleotides. RefSeq lists its product as uncharacterized. Gene Ontology annotation, molecular function: cytokine activity. The transcript is spliced from 3 exons. The record is from RefSeq and is a predicted model, not a curated record. Bases 16 to 642 code for a protein of 208 amino acids. Gene Ontology annotation, cellular component: extracellular region. Lineage: Eukaryota; Metazoa; Chordata; Actinopteri; Cypriniformes; Cyprinidae.